AUGAAUUCACCUCGCAUCUUGCCAACAAACAAUCAGGAUAUUUCUGAAUUAUCAUUAUCGAGUUCCACUUCAGAAUCAGAAUACUUGAAUUCGGGAGAUCGUGUAUCACAAAAUGCCGAUCGAUCGCAUAACAAUUCUGAAACAAGAGCUUUGAUUCCUGCCGGCAGUAAAAGUUGUCGUAAAGUUAGAACAGAGACUCCCUUACCAAAGACUCCAAUAUUUAUAUUAAGUUUGAUCAUAUUCAGUGAACCAAUUAAUUCUACGAUUUUAUUGCCUUUUGUCUAUUUUAUGGUACGAGAUUUUGGAGUUAGUAAAGAUGAGAAACAGAUCGGUAGAUACGCGGGAUUAAUCGCUUCAUCAUUCUUUUUUUCUCAAUUUUGCUUCUCUAUAUUCUGGGGCUACAUGUCGGAUAAAUUCGGGAGACGUCCAAUUUUACUAAUAGGAUUGGUGGGGAACAUAAUAACUAGUAUUUUAUUUGGUAUCAGUCGCUCAUUGAUAUGGGCCAUCGCGUCUCGAUCAGCAUGCGGGAUGUUGAAUG
Molecule: messenger RNA, 538 nt
Organism: Acaulospora morrowiae
Lineage: Eukaryota; Fungi; Glomeromycota; Glomeromycetes; Diversisporales; Acaulosporaceae
Source: the annotation of a GenBank genome assembly